Molecule: messenger RNA, 3730 nt
Organism: Oncorhynchus tshawytscha (Chinook salmon)
Lineage: Eukaryota; Metazoa; Chordata; Actinopteri; Salmoniformes; Salmonidae
Product: rho GTPase-activating protein 22
Exons: 7
Coding region: 196-2166 (656 amino acids)
Biological process (GO): activation of GTPase activity; signal transduction
Cellular component (GO): focal adhesion
Molecular function (GO): GTPase activator activity
Source: RefSeq, a predicted model, not a curated record
UGAAUAUAUUUAGUAUAAUUUUAUCUAAAAAAAAAGUAUACCAUUUUUAAUGUUUCAAUAUUUUUAUUUUUCAGAAAUUCACCGAGUUGGAUGGUCCUCCCUUUCCUCCUGAGGAGCCUCCACUGAUGUGUGUGUUUGUUUGCAGGAGGCAGUGGAAAGAAGGAUCGUUCAGGUCUGAGCGAGUCUUUCCUGUUGAUGGCUAACUCUCAGAGAGACAUGGAGGAGUGGGUCAGAGCCAUACAAAGAGCCAUAUGGGCCCCGCUAGGAGGAGGUAUCUUCGGGCAGCAUCUGGAAGAGACAAUGCAGUGUGAGAGUGGGUGUGGCAGCAAGACUGUGGUGCCUCUGCUGGUGCACCAGUGUGUGUGUUUUAUACACCAGCACGGCCUUACAGAGGAGGGGCUGUUUAGAAUGCCUGGACAGACCAAUCAUGUACAAGAGCUGCAGGAUGCCUUCGACUGUGGGGAGAAACCACUGUUUGACAGUAACACUGAUGUCCACACGGUGGCAUCCCUGCUGAAGCUUUACCUCAGAGAGCUGCCGGAGCCUGUGGUGCCUUUCAACAAAUACACAGAGUUCCUCUCCACCGCUCAGCUACUGACCAAGGACAAGGAGGAGGGGAUCUUUGAGCUGGGAAGGCAGGUGAGGACUCUUCCUCAGGUCAACUUCAACCUCCUGAAAUACAUCUGCAGAUUCCUAGAUGAGGUCCAGUCUCACUCCAGUCAGAACAAGAUGAGUGUUCAGAACCUGGCCACUGUGUUCGGACCCAACAUCCUCCGACCCAAGAUGGAGGAUGCACAAACCAUGAUGGAGGGCAGUUCCCAGGUGCAGCACCUGAUGACCAUACUGAUCAGUGAACAUUCUCGUCUGUACCAGGGAGAGGCAGAGACUCCCAGGGAGGACCAAUUUGCCCCUGCUCCAACUCCCUAUCCCCAGGCCCCCCCAAUUCACCAAUGCAUGGUGGCGUGGCUCUCACAGCAGAGCCCCACCAACCCCACCCAGCCCUAUCCCUCCCUGGGACAGACCCCUAACACCCCAAGUCAGGAACCACUUCAACCCAUCCCAACCUCCAGUGGCUCCUCUCUCAAAACUGACCACCCUGGAUCAACCACCCAGGGAAGAAAAGAGGGGUAUUCUGAGGGAAAGAGUGACGGAAGAACAGAAGGAAAGAUGGAGAGAAAGAGUGAAGGAAAGAAUGAAAGAACGCUCUCGGGUGGUAGUGGUGCAGCGCUCGGUCCCAGUAAACAGCCCAAAAGCCUGUCUUCAUGGAGGUCCUCCUUGAAGGGCAGGUCGGGGUCAAUAGGGGUGAGGGGGAAGAUAGGAGGGUCAGCGGUUGACAUGUCGACUGUCACCGGGGGCAACUGGUGGAUGAACGGCUUGUCACCCUUCCACAGUCACCGACGGACCGCUUUGACCGGCAAACGACUCAAAGAGUCCUCGCUUUCCCUGACAGAGACACACAAAGACUCUCUGCCAGACUCCUAUACUGGGUCCUCUUUGUCGAUAAAAUACUCUUCACACUCCCAAAGAAGCUUGCUAAAAGACUCAUCUCCUUUACAUAUAGACUCUUCCAGUUCUAGUAUAGACUCCUCCUUUCCCAAUAUAAAGACCUCCAUCUCUGUCAAAAACUCCUCCCAUUCCAACAGGCUCUCGACCUAUGACAACGUUACCAUCAAUUCCUGCAGUCUGAGCUUGCCCGGUGGAAGCCCCUCCCCCUGGACCUCCUAUGAGAUCUCAUUGGCUGAAUCUACAGAAACUGAUCGCACCACACUGAACUCUGUGGCGGGGUCCUCGGGGUCCUCGGUGCCAGGGUCCAGUAGCUCUGCUCUGGAGCUGUGUGUGAGCAGCGCUGGCUGCAGCAAGGGUGACCCUGGAGAUGACAUCACAGGUCUGAGGUCAGAGGUCAAUGAGGGUCUGUUUAGCCUUGUGACAGAUCUGAAGGAGGAGCUGAGGCGACAGAGGUUCAGCUAUGAGACACAAAUACGCAAAUUGGAGGAGUCAUAUUCAGGUCUUCGUCUCCAGGCUGGUCGUUUAGAAGAGGAUCUUAACCAGGAGAAGAAGAGGUUCCGCAUGCUGGAGAUCCGACUGGGGAACUCUAAACGCGCAAGGCAGGAUGCAGAGACUUGGAAUGUUCUUCUGCAGAAAGAGAAAAAGUUCUGGGAGACCUGACCACUGGCACACAAACCAGCUAGACCUGAGCUGACAGUGUCAGCCCAUUGAGCUAAAGCCUAGGCAUUCACUAUGGGAGCUAACACAGGUCAAGUUCAAUUCUGCUACAAUCAGAAAAAAUGUCAGAAAAAUAAUGAAAGUCUUGAAUUAAACAGGAAAGUACUAUCUGAGCUUGUUCAACAAGAAAUGCUAUAUUUUGUGUUCAUUGCUAAAUGUUUUGCUACUGUGUGCUCUAAUGAACACAACCUAAGUGUCUCUCCGCCUGUGUAUUUAGGACUAGGCUUAAUUAUGUGUCCAUGAAAACGGACCAUAGAGUAUUCAUUCAGAGGUUGCUCAAGACUGUUGUGAUACAGAAGGGGUUUUAUGUUUUUCUUAUCUGAAGUCUACUGCUGUCUAUUACUCUGUAUGCAUCGUCAUUCUUGGUAACUGUGGGCCAGUUUCACAGAAACAGAUUUAGCCUAGUCCUGGACUAUGAAGCACUUUCAAUGGAGAUGGCCCAUUGAGUUUAUUUCAGGAUUAGGUUUACGCCAGGAUUCAGUCCGAUUGCGCUUUGUUGGCUAUGCACCUCUUAAAGGUCAUUUUCCUGCAUUUGUGGAGACAGCAUUCAUGGUAAAUCCUACAUUAUUUGGCUAAAUUGAAAAUUACCUUUAAAUGUCAAGCGCAUUAUAACACGGAUCGCCUGCUGAUAGGUUUGAAUCCCUGCCUUAAUCUUUGUCUGAGAAACCACCUUUGUGUGUACUAGACUGUUAUUGAUCUCUUUAAAGAUGAACCUCUAAAUGGUUAAAUGUGAUACUUACUGAGCUAACACUGUACUGUUAAAAAAACAACCUCUCAGGUGUUCUAAAUAUUCUGGUCUGAGAGAUGAUGUACUGUAUCUCUAUUCCCGUACUUGAAUACUCUUCUGAAAUAGACGACUUUUACCACGCCACGGUUUCACCACACUACAGAACAUUUUGCUGACUUGUUUCUGAUUUAAGAAACAGGCCUUGUUUAUCAUAGCGAUAUCAGGUACAGACUUUUGUACAGGCUCAAACUGACUAGACUAAUGAAAGCCUCUGAGCAUUUGUCAUUAUAAACUAAUGUCCUUACAAGAAGUAUGCGUUGAGAAUAAAAACAAUUCAAACAGAAUCAAAUUCAACCCUUUAUUUGCAGAAGUUGAAGGUUGACAUUGACCGACCAUUUCCAGUGUGUACAUUACUGUAGGUCUGUAGUAAGACCUUGUCCAGAUCAAAAGGCUAACAUUUACAUAACCGGCCUUUGUGGAAAACACCACGAAACCUGAGUUGCGUUCAAGAGUGUGAAACGUACUAUAUUGAUUCCAUGAAUAAGAACUGAGAUGCUCCCAUAUCUAUUUGCACGUUCCACAAUGUUGUACCCUCCUGAAUGCAGCCUUGUUUCUGGUGUGCGAUAGGCCUGACCACAGCCAGGGAAUGGGUCCAGUUCCAAACAUAAACAGGGCCUAUAGGGAUUGAACGGCGAGGAGCCAUCAAAUACAUUUUAAUCCAAAAAAAGAAAAAAUGUCGAGUAGCAAACCUUUUCAACCCCCUGGAGAACAUCCAUCUAA